ACAGUCGUUCAAGGGAUGAGCAUGCAGGCGGCAGUGAGCAAGGAGUUGGCGACGCUGACGCUGCCGGCCAUGGUGGAGCAGCACGUUAGCGCCAUGAUAGCUGGAGCGCUAGAGGAAGGAGUGAGGACGAGGCAGCUGGUGUCUCUCCUGCUCCCCUUGCUCGCUGACUCUUCCAUCGAGGAAGAGCAGCUCAGCACUGUGUGCCACAACAUACAUGCCAGCUGCUACCCCAAUCAGGGAGACGAUGACGAUGCGGAGGAGCUGGACUACCUCGUUGACUGUAGGGGCGUUAUUCUAGCUUAUGCGGGAAAGACUCUCCUGAAACCUACGAACUUGCAGCUCCUCCGCAACCAUAGGUACGGAGUUGUAGGCAACAAUGGAGUCGGCAAGACCACUCUUCUCAACCGUAUCGCGUCGAGAGAGGUGUCCAACUUCCCUCAGAACAUCAAAGUUCUCUACAUUCAGCACGAAGUUUACGUGGACUUGGACUGCACAGUCGUUGACUUCAUGGAGCAGCAGCAAAGGACCGAGGGAACGGACAAGAAGCUCAUCCAGGACGCGCUGGCCUCCAUCGGCUUCACUGAGGAGAGAAUGGCGUCACCAGUUGCCGAGCUGUCUGGAGGAUGGCGUAUGAAGCUUGCCAUCGCCACUGCUGUGACACAGAAGUGCGACCUCCUCCUCCUUGAUGAGCCGACCAACCACUUGGAUGCCGCUUCGAGAGCCUGGCUCGCCGACUAUCUUGUCACUCUGACAAACACAACUGUCUGCAUUGUUUCUCACGACUAUGAGUUCCUCGGCAAGACAUGCACAGACGUCAUGCACAUCGCCAACCUCCAGCUCACUUACUACGGGGGAGGGUUCGCCAACUUCGCCAUGAAUCGCCCUGACGUCAUGGAGGCUCUUCCUUCCAUGACGGAGAGCGGAGCUAGCGCCGUCAUCACUCUCCCCGAUCCUGGGAAGCUGGACGGAGUGAAGUCGAAGACGAAGCCUGUGGUGGAAGCGAAAGACUUGACCUUCUACUAUCCCAACUCCGACAAGCCCACACUAGACAAGGUCAACGCAAAGUUGUGUGUCAAGAGCAGAGUUGGGCUCCUAGGAGUGAACGGGGCGGGCAAGACGACGCUGCUGCGCUUGCUGGUGGGAGAUGCUGCUGUUGAUCAGGGGACAGGGAAGCACGUGGGAGAGAUCGCGAGGCACCAGAACCUGCGUGUGGCCUACAUCGCUCAGUCGUCGAUGCAUCACUUGGAAGAGCAUCUUCACAUGAAGCCUUGGCAGUACGUGCAGGAGAGGUUUCGUACCGGUCUAGACAAAGAGUUGGCGAAGCGUGAGACGAUGAGGCUAACGCCGGAGGAGGAGGCGCUGAGGAACAAGAUCGGAAACAUCAAGGAUAUCGUUGGUCGUGCGAUUCGUGGAGGAGAACUGAGCUACGAGACUGUGAGAGCUGGGAGAGAGGACGACGGGACGUUCUGGGAGCCCUUGGGGUCGAUCAAGAGGAAGGACCCGUAUGUGAUGAAGUUGUGCCUGAACUAUGACGCGAAGCUUCAAGCCUACCAGAGUGGAGCUGAGAUCCGGCCAUGCACAGAGAGGGAGAUCCUGAAGCAUCUUGCCGACUUUGGCCUUUCUCACCGUCUGGCGCAGUCAGGAAGGAUCAAGGGUAUGUCUGGAGGACAGCGAUGCAGGCUGGUGCUUGCUUCUGCUGUGUGGAACAAGCCGCACUUGAUCGCUCUUGACGAGCCGACGAACUACCUAGACAACGAGACUCUCAAUGCUCUUGCUGCUGCCCUGCAGAAGUUCGAUGGUGCCAUCCUUGUCAUUUCCCAUCACCAGAACUUCGUCUCGAGAGUCUGCAAUGAGCUGUGGAAGGUCGAAGGAGGCCAAGUGGUUGUUACACAGACUGCCAAGGAGGGCCGCUCUCUGCAGCGAGGAGGAUCGGACAACAGCUUGUCUAGCAUGGACCGCAUCGACUCUCAGAACAGCCUGGAAACCUCCUCGUCCGUCAACUCGAUGGAGGAUGGAAAGUAAUUGUAAUGCUGCCCUCCUCCCUCCUUCAGCAUCCCUGUGGGAGGUUCCGACGCAGAAGCUUUGCCUGUAUUGCUGGAUUUUUUUGUGCAAAAGAAUAAAUAGUUCAAACACGG
Guillardia theta CCMP2712 is the source of this 2135-nucleotide messenger RNA. RefSeq lists its product as hypothetical. Bases 16 to 2022 code for a protein of 668 amino acids. Lineage: Eukaryota; Cryptophyceae; Pyrenomonadales; Geminigeraceae. The record is from RefSeq and is a predicted model, not a curated record. Gene Ontology annotation, molecular function: ATP binding; ATP hydrolysis activity. The transcript has 5 exons.